GUCUGCAUCGUACAGAAGAAAGAUUCAAAGCAAAUGUUUGCGAUGAAAUACAUGAACAAGAAUCAGUGCAUCGAACGAGAUGCACUGAAGAACGUUCUGCGAGAAGUGGAGAUCCUCACCCGUCUCGAGCAUCCCUUUCUCGUCAAUAUAUGGUUCUCCUUCCAAGAUGAAGAAGAUCUCUUCAUGGUGACAGAUUUAUUACUCGGCGGUGAUUUGAGAUACCACAUUGGACAGGAGGUGCACUUUUCAGGAGACGCAGUCAAACUCACAAUUUGUGAGUUAGCUUCCGCUUUAGACUACUUGAAAACCAAGCACAUCAUACACAG
Messenger RNA from Nicrophorus vespilloides, 326 nucleotides. Its product is annotated as serine/threonine-protein kinase 32B-like. The transcript has 2 exons. The record is from RefSeq and is a predicted model, not a curated record. Gene Ontology annotation, biological process: G protein-coupled receptor signaling pathway; protein phosphorylation; regulation of signal transduction. Gene Ontology annotation, molecular function: G protein-coupled receptor kinase activity; ATP binding; G protein-coupled receptor binding. The annotation marks the transcript as partial. NCBI's taxonomy places the organism in Eukaryota, Metazoa, Arthropoda, Insecta, Coleoptera, Silphidae.